AGUCUAACUUGAAAGUCACGGUUCAUAAGUUUACGCUAUGGAGCAGUAUUUCUUUAUAUUCACGAUAUUGUUAGCAAUUUGUACUUAUUACGCUGAAACUGAACCGUCGCUAUAUCGUUCGAUUCGGUCUACUAGUGAUGACACUGAAAAAUGGAUUGAGGAAUCUAUGCUAGAUCAAAUUAAAGCUGUAGCUAACAAUUGUGAUAAAGAACUCAAGAUUGACGCUACAAAACCAGGCGAAAUAAGAAGUCCAAAUUAUGACAAAGGUUCUUAUAGCAAAGAUCUUUCUUGUUCGUAUAAAAUACAAGCUCCAUUUGGUUACAGGAUAAAAAUAACAUUUACUGGCUUCGAUAUAAAACCUUCAAAGCUUUGUAAAAAAGAUAGACUCAUCUUUAGUGGACAAGAUGGUAAUUUGGGUGUGUUUUGUGGUUAUGAUAUUCCUCGUCCGGUUCUUUCUCAUGAAAAUGAAAUACAAGUGCUUUUUCAAACGAAGACUUCGGAUGGAAGAGGAUUUGUUAUCCAGUAUGAAGCAUCUCCAGGCAUGGAGCUAUGCAGAAGAAGACAAACUGUUUGCAGGAAUCGAAAUUGCUACAAAAAUUCAAGAAAAUGCGAUGGUAUCGACGAUUGUGGAGAUGGUACCGAUGAAGAAAACUGUGAUUUCCCUGUUGCAAAGUUAUCUGAUGAUAACUGUGGAAAUACUCCUAUAAAACCCAAAAACCUAUACGUAGAUAACAACACAUUAGUGGGGGCUGUUCCAAACAGUUGGCCAUGGCAAGUAUCUUUGCAGUACUCAGAGAUUGAGCCGAACGGCCACUUUUGUGGUGGUACACUGAUUAGUCCACAGUGGGUCAUUAGUGCAGCUCAUUGUUUCACGAGUAUCAAGCAUCCUAAUGACGUAAGAGUUGUCCUUGGCAGUCAUUACCAAUUUGUCAAAUCAGAAUACGAAGUAAAUCGCGUGGCUGAAAGAAUUAUUCCUUAUCCCAUAAUAGCCUAUCCUGGUUUGGAUGGAGAAGAACUGAAGAUUGCAAAUUACAGGAAUGACAUUGCCCUGAUAAAGCUGAAUGCUCCAGUUAAUUUUACCGAUGGAGUUCAACCUGCAUGUCUGUGGGGGUUUGGAGUAAUGUCUGGAUGGAAGUGCUAUUCAACUGGAUGGGGCGAAACUUCCCCAACUACCGAAUAUUCCAAAGAACUGAAACAAUCAAUACAAUUCAUCCAAGACACGGAGCAAUGUCCACAUCAUGAAAAUACACAGAUUUGCGUUGAAAAACCCAGCAGUGACGCAUGCUUGGGAGAUAGUGGUGGCCCUCUUGUUUGUUUUCUUAGAGACAAAUGGCGUUUAAUGGGAUCCGCAAGCUACAAUGCCGCCGGGGACAAGUACCGAUUUGGAAAACUAUGCAAACCAAAUGAAAGUAAAUUGAUUUUUGCGAACAUUAAUCACAAGAUGAAUUGGAUAGAGAAAACGGUUAAUGAAAAUCGUUGAAAAAUGGGUGAAACAGCAGGAAAUAUAUUCAAUAGAAAGUAUACUUAUCAAAAUAAAAAUUAAAUAUAUAAAGUUUUAUAUCA
This is a messenger RNA of Parasteatoda tepidariorum (common house spider), 1563 nucleotides long. Its product is annotated as chymotrypsin-like elastase family member 3B. Gene Ontology annotation, biological process: proteolysis. Lineage: Eukaryota; Metazoa; Arthropoda; Arachnida; Araneae; Theridiidae. The record is from RefSeq and is a predicted model, not a curated record. Gene Ontology annotation, molecular function: protein binding; serine-type endopeptidase activity.